Molecule: messenger RNA, 1731 nt
Organism: Exophiala aquamarina CBS 119918
Lineage: Eukaryota; Fungi; Ascomycota; Eurotiomycetes; Chaetothyriales; Herpotrichiellaceae
Exons: 5
Coding region: 1-1731 (576 amino acids)
Molecular function (GO): flavin adenine dinucleotide binding; NADP binding; N,N-dimethylaniline monooxygenase activity
Source: RefSeq, a predicted model, not a curated record
AUGUCGGUGAAUGGUAUCAAACACACGGUGCAGGGCAGUCCUGCUCCCAUUUUCUCCCCUCAGCAUGUCAGUGUCGUGUGCAUUGGCGCCGGGGUAUCUGGGAUCGCGCUAGCCAUCGAAAUGCAUCAGAAGCUACAGAAUUUUGAUCUCUGUAUCUUUGAGAAGAACUCGGAUAUCGGUGGAACCUGGCUGGAGAAUCGAUACCCAGGAUGUGCUUGUGAUGUUCCUGCGCAUGCGUAUACUUACACAUUUGAGCCAAACCCGGAAUACUCUCAAUAUUACGUUGGGUCUGAAGAGAUCCACCAAUAUCUUACUAAAGUGGUUGAAAAGUACGGUGUUCGCAAAUACAUCCGCUUCAAUCACAAGCUUGUGUCUGCCGUUUGGUCCAACGAAAGAGGUCAGUGGGACCUAGAGUUGGAGGCUGCUUCCAACGACGGAUCUCGACGCCCGCAAAUCGUAAAGAGAUCAUCCAACUUCCUCAUCAAUGCGAGCGGGUUCUUGAAUAAUUGGAAAUGGCCCGAAGUUCCUGGGCUGCAUGAUUUCGCUGGACCUUUAAUACAUUCAGCGGAUUGGCAGAAAGACCAGGAGUUGGCAAAGAAGACGGUGGCCGUGAUCGGUGCUGGAUCAUCGGGGAUCCAGAUUGUCCCUGCCUUGCAACCGAAGGUGGGUAAGCUGUAUGCCUUCAUCAGGUCCCCUACAUGGAUCCCCCCCUCUCAAGGCUUUGUCGAUCCGAUUAAUGGUGGUCAUGAUCCAACAAACUUAAUCUACACCGACGAAGACAAGAAGAGGUUUCGAGAGGAUCCGAAGUAUUUUCUCGAAUACCGCAAAACUAUCGAGAGUAAUCUAAAUCGCAUUAUCGAUAUGUUUUUCAAGGACAGUCCCAGGCAGGCAGGAGCAAGGCAGGAAUUUGCCAAAAUUAUGAGAGCUCGCCUCGGGGGCAAUGAGGCUAUCGCUUCAAAGCUGAUUCCGCAACACUCAGUUGGCUGCAGACGUUUAACACCGGGUCAAGGGUUUUUGGAGGCCCUGAUCGAGCGAAACGUUGAGGUUGUCACAUCUGAAAUUCAGCGUAUUGAAGCUGAGGGAUUGGUCACGGCUGACGGUAAGCUACACAAAGUGGACGCUAUCAUAUGUGCGACUGGGUUCGACACUAGUUGUCGUCCACGUUUCCGUCUUGUCGGCGAUGAAGGUAUCAUUUUGAAUGAGUUGUGGGAUAAAUCAGAUUGCAUUGAAGCAUACCUGGCCAUGGCCGUUCCAGGCUUCUCCAAUUAUCUCAUGUUCAUCGGCCCCAAUGCGCCGAUCUCCAAUGGCACCUUGAUUCCUGUCAUUGAGAGGCAAGCUUCGUAUAUGUCAUCAAUGAUCCGAAAGUAUCAGCGACAGCACAUCAAGUCUUUCUCACCAUUGGCCCGUGCAACAAGACUUUUAAAUCAAAGACAUCAACAGCGGCUGCAACGAUUUGUCUGGACGGAUAGUUGUAAGAGCUGGUACAAAAAUGGCCAGAGGGAGGGCAAAGUGAUUGGGCCUUGGCCAGGGAGUAGCUUACAUUAUUUCGAAGCAAUAUCUGAGCCAAAAUUCGAAGACUGGUGGUAUAGUUACUGGGAAUCGAAGGGCGACUCAGGCAUUGAGCCACCAGGCUCAGGCAUGUGGGAAUAUCUCGGAAACGGAUACACUAUGCUAGAAGCAGAGGAUGAAAAAUCGGGCGGAAAAGGGGAUCUGGCGUGGUAUCUUGGGUAG